Messenger RNA from Mycena citricolor, 1786 nucleotides. The record is from the annotation of a GenBank genome assembly. Lineage: Eukaryota; Fungi; Basidiomycota; Agaricomycetes; Agaricales; Mycenaceae.
CCGAGUUGCCCUACACAGCCACAUGACUUCCCUCUGGCUCUGAAUGCAGGUGCCGUGUGCUAUGAUCACGUCCUCGAUGGUGUAGCGGUAACAUAGGUGCUUUUCAUUCUUGGAUUUAAAUGUCGCACUUGCCCGGGGUUCGACUCCCCGUCGGGGAACUUUUUGACUUCCCAUGAUCUUUCCCGUUACUCUUGUACAUACCCUUUCUAACUCCGUUAGCGAGGUAGUCACAUCCCCACCCAAUACACGUGUGACCAUCGCUGUCACAUCACACCAUUAGGCUCCGAUCUCUCUCAACUCUUCCUUGAUCGUGAUGUUCUGCGGACGUUCUACAUUGACCCUCUCCCAGGGGGAAGCUCAAUAUCAUGCGCCCACUACAUGACAAUACACUAGGGGGUAUCAUCCGGAAGCAGUGCGCUCUGAUUGUAGCGACGAGGGCGGUAAAUCAUCAUUCGUGCCGGUGCCGCAGAAGUCGACGCCUUCUCCGUCGUCGAGUUGCAGACUAAGAAUCUGUGCUAGUGAUUGGGCCUUCAUGCCGACCUCUGGUCUGCGCGACUGACGAGGCUCGAUGCCUCGGUGUUCGCCGCUCCUGCUAUCUCUCUCGUUCUUCCUUUUGCUUACCCCAGGCUGGGCUCAAGAAUCGCUGACCCUCUGGCUCUUCGGCUCUGGACGUUUGCUGCCGGGGACGGCGACGCUCGCACCCAUUCCCAUCGGCACACGCUCAGAUGGAUCUGCCACAACCUACCUAUACCAGGUUCUCAAUCCGAGCCAGGUCAAGACCACAGAUGCGGCGGGUGUCAUCGAAGUCGCCACAGUCGCUGCACCCACCUCCAGGACGAUCAUCGCGUCUGCGUCAGGCUGGACGGAGCCGUUUGCCACCGACAUCGCUGUGGUGUGCCAGCUGACGAGCUCCGCGGCGGGCGAAUGCAUCAACAUCUCCGGCACGUCAACCGUCGUCGCCAAUACCGGGGCACCGACACCAGUCGUUCUGCCCAUCGCCACUCAAUCGGUCGCCGCUUCCCCCACGACCAUUCCGGGGCUCUCCUCCAGCCCGUCUGCGUCCCCACCGCCGAACAAUCCAGAUCCAUCCCACACGGCCGUCGUUCCUAUCGUCGUCCCCGUCGUCGUCGUACUGGUGCUGGUGCUGGUGCUAUUCAUCUGCAUCUGGCUCCUGCGUCGGCGGCGGCGGCAGAAGGCAAUGGGACUGAGACGUGCUGAUCUAGAGGGCGGGAUCGAUCCGACUCCCUCGCUGUCGCAAAACACGAGAAGCCGGAUGGCGCAAGUGAAUCCAAUGGACUUGUACACUCCGCAUGCGCACACCGAGCUCACCGAGAGCGAGCACCACUGGCACAGCGGAUCGCACUCCCAGUAUACGAGUCCCACCGCCAGCUCCGGUAUCGCGGAGAGCACGCAGUCGAGUACGGCUGUGCCCGCCGUCCCGAUCCUCCAGAUCCCCUCCCCCGGUGUCAGCCGGCGGGCCACGGCUGGCGCUGACGACGUUGUUCGGGUGCUGGUCACUAGAACGCCGAGGAGCCUGGGUGCCGGUGGAUCCCGUCCUCUUCCUUUACCCGAGGAGUCCCGCAGCGGGGCUGGUGUCUCGGAGAAGGAGCUGGAGCUGAGAGCCGAUAUCCAGCGGAGGAUGGAUGAGCAAAAUGGGCCAAGUUCAGAAACCUUGCCUCCUUAUGUGGAUUGAUUGAUACUCAGACUUGCGUUAUUUAUACCUACCCAUAUGUUGUGCGUAGCACACACGACUGCAUAAGUAUAUGUAUCGAUGUGUGUGUGUGUG